AUGGAUAGAGAACAGGAACAAAUGCAAUUUUUGGGCCUCUUCGGCAUCUGCAAAGAAAGCUUCAAGAUCAUCCACUCAUGGCGAAAGAUCUUCGCCCAAAUAACCCUAACCCUAAUCCUCCCUCUAACCUUCAUCUUCUUGGGUCAUCUCGAGAUCUCAAAUCUACUUUCUCGAGACAUCAAACACACCGAAUACGAACAAGACGUCACACGUCCAGGCACCACAAGGUACAACAAGCUUUCCGAUACACUCUCAUCUGAAUAUAUCACUUUAAUACUCUUCCAAGUCGCCUACUUCACCAUCCUCCUCAUCUUAUCCCUCCUAUCCACCGCCGCCGUCGUCUACACCAUCGCCUCCAUCUACACCGGCCGUGACUUGACCUUCAAGAAAGUCAUGUGCGUCGUCCCAAAAGUCUGGAAAAGGCUCAUGGUUACAUUUCUAUGCAUGUUUGCUGCUUUCUUCGUUUACAACUUCAUCGCAGUAGUGGUGAUGGUCAUCUGUAUGGUAAUCUUUCCUUACAACGCAUUCGGGAUGGUCCUCCUGUACAUCGUAUUGAUCAUUUACGUGAUGGGGUUUGUCUACAUGACUGUGAUCUGGCAACUAGCGAGUGUUGUCUCAGUUCUUGAAAGCUCGUAUGGGCUUAAAGCUAUGAAGAAAAGCAAGGAUCUUAUCAAGGGAAACCGAGGUGUUGCGAUUUCCAUCUUCUUUCUGUUGAAUAUGUCCUUCAUACUUAUAAAGAUCUUUAUUUGA
Molecule: messenger RNA, 750 nt
Organism: Lactuca virosa
Lineage: Eukaryota; Viridiplantae; Streptophyta; Magnoliopsida; Asterales; Asteraceae
Source: the annotation of a GenBank genome assembly